Messenger RNA from Diuraphis noxia (Russian wheat aphid), 1344 nucleotides. RefSeq names its product Tektin A (gene Tektin-A). The record is from RefSeq and is a predicted model, not a curated record. Lineage: Eukaryota; Metazoa; Arthropoda; Insecta; Hemiptera; Aphididae. Gene Ontology annotation, biological process: cilium movement involved in cell motility; cilium assembly. Gene Ontology annotation, cellular component: microtubule cytoskeleton; nucleus.
AUGAAAAAUCCGUCAACCCUUAAUCGUCAGCUCUCAAUGUGUGACAUGAUUUCCAAUGAUGUAUCUGAAACAAACAACCAAGGUGUUCUAAAAUCAUGUGUCACUCAUAACAUCUGUGCAGAUAAUCCCAAACCGGAUAACAAUUUUUUAUGUCCAUUUCUUCAAUGGCAGAAGCACAACGAGGAAUUACUAAGCCGAUCAGUUCAGGGGCAUCAUCAAUCGAAUGUGGUUGAGUAUAAUGUGCAGCGUGCAAUAAACACAUUAUCYGGAUCUGUGGAUAAAUCUAUGUUGGAUAGUACCAAUAAAAUUGCUGGUAUGGCUAGAAGCAUAGAUAGAUGGAAAGAAUACAUGAUUCAAGUUAUAGAAAACAUGCGAAACGAAAUUGAUUUACUAAUUUUGAGUAAAACAAAAAUCCAAAAAGCCCAAAUGGCGUUGCGUAUUAUAUGUUCCAUAUCUGCCGAGUGCUUAGAACGACGGUCGUUUAGAUUGGAUACUGAUCUCACAUUAGAUCCUGGACAAGUGGAGCUUGUUAAAGAAAAAGAACUAAUUUCUGAAAUUGGAGAUAUAUUUUGCCGCAUGUUGUGCCAGAUAAAAGUUCAAAUAAACCGAAAUAAAAACAUGAAGGCUCGACUCGAAAAAAAUUGGAGUGAUAAAUAUCAGUCAUUUCAAAUUGAUACCACAAAUUUAGGUCUGAAUAUUCAGACGCCUAUCAUUAUGUCACAUGCGGACGUUAUCAAAGAUUCUGAAAACACUUGCUUAUCAGUACCAGAAUGGGAAACAAUUACUAAAAGUUUAUAUGAAGAAGCUGAACAAAUUUUGAACGAAUCAAGACAAUUAAGAUCCCUAGUUGACGAUGUACUCAAAAAAAGCGCAAAUAGGUUAAGAGAUCAAGCUGACACAGUUGAUAUUGCUCUGGCGCGAUUUAUAUCCGAUACACAACAAAUUGGGCAAGCAAUUGAGAACGACUUGAAACAAGUGGUUCAACGGUUGGGUGAUUCGGAAAAUUUAAUCGGAGACCUCCUUCGCGUAAUAAUGAAUUUAGAAAAAGCGAAGCAAACUGCUGAAACAAGAUUACACAAUCGGCUAAAACGUCCGGGGGAUGAGAAUGUCAAGGAUAAUGCACAACUAAGCCUUAUUUCGGAAGUUAAAAACCUAAGCRAUCAAUUAAACACUCUCAAUUAUCAGUUGGACUGCGCCAGAACUGGACAUUUGGGUUUGCAAAAAGCUCGUUCGUUACUCGAAGACGAUUCUCGAGUUAAAAGGAAAACACUUUGGAUCGAUAGCAUUAGAUGCCAAAAGAUACGAGCGCAUUAUCCUUCCAUGAACAUAUUACUUGGCCAAUGA